Macrobrachium nipponense is the source of this 2503-nucleotide messenger RNA. RefSeq names its product rhodanese domain-containing protein CG4456-like. The transcript is spliced from 4 exons. NCBI's taxonomy places the organism in Eukaryota, Metazoa, Arthropoda, Malacostraca, Decapoda, Palaemonidae. Bases 1 to 525 code for a protein of 174 amino acids. The record is from RefSeq and is a predicted model, not a curated record.
AUGGUGGGUGAACUGCAAGCACUCUCUUUUCUUGUUGCCAUUUCUGGACGGGGCAUGAUAUUGUCAUACCUUCUCAAAUUCGUUGCAAAGACCGAAACGUCUGAUAAUCCCAUUCCCAGGUCUUUUGUUCUGAAGUCGCUAGUCGACUAUGUCGUAUUUUUUUCAGAUAUUGAUUAUUCUGAAUUGCAAAGGAAAUUAGACUCGGAUGAAAUAACAUUAAUUGAUGUCCGUUUGCCCAAAGAACGGUCAGAAGAAGGAAUGAUUCCAAAAUCCAAAAAUAUUGUGUUAGAGGCACUAGGACCUAUUAUAUUGUUUCCUGAUGAGAAGUUUGCAAAGAGAUUUGGGUUCAAGAAACCAGCACUCGAUGAUCCAAUCGUUGUAUCAUGUCUUGGUGGUGUUCGAGCCAGAACUGCUCAGUUGGCCUUGAUGGGAGUAGGUUACAAUAAUGUCAGGGUGUAUGUUGGAUCAUUUGAAGACUGGAUUACAAAAGGCGGCCCUGUUGUUUAUCCUGAACCAGAUUCUUAAUGGUUUGUAUUUUAGCAUAUUUUUACAGGGUUUCAGUAGUUCGUAAUUGUACAUUUGUAUGUUGUACAAAUUUCUGCCUGUGAAAUAUUUUCUCCAUUAAAUAUAUAAAUAUAAAUAGGACAUGAUUAGUAAUUUACGAUAACUAGCCUCCCAAGUGCAGUUUUAAAAAUCAGUUGGUUAAAGAGUGAGAGAGGCAAGUUGUUCAGUUUCGGGAGAUGCUGAAUUUUGUUCAAUGUUAUUUUCAUGAUGUGCUGGCAGGUGCCACACAUUCAGUCCUGAGUAUGGCAUAAUUCUGCAUCAAGUGAAAACAGAGCUUUUACUUUGUGAAUCUUCAACUAAAUUGUGAGCAAUGGUCAUGGGAAAUGAAUGUGAAUGUAUGCAGUAUGACUGCAUUCAAGUAACCGAAGUGUUAAGAACAUUAUGAUGUCUCCCAAAUGCAUUGCCAGCUGCAUAUGAUGGAGUAGCUCAUCCUCCAUCUUUCAAGACUUGGGCUGCACUGAUCAAGCUCAGAAAUACACUUUACUCUUAUACAAAUUGUGGAGUUUUUUUUUAAGAGUUGUUUUGGGAAUAAAGUCGUGGAGCAUAUUGUAACAGAAACCAACAGAUUUGCCAAUCAAUUUCUAAAUGAAUAUGUGGAAAGUUUGCCUAGAAGUUCACAUGCAUCAAAAUGGUAUGAUAAAGAUGUAAAUGAAAUUAAACUAUUUGUUGCUCUACUGAUUUUGCGAGGCAUUAGUUCUAAGUCUUUUUUUUUUUUUUUUUUUUUUUAAGUAAUGUGUGGGCAUAGGUUUGAUGUGAUACAAAAAUAUUUGCAUUUGGUUGAUAAUACUACUAUUGUAGAUGAACCAGGAAGAAAGUUAAUAAGAUCAAACCAUUCACUGAUAUUAUUUUGAAAAAGUUUAUGAACAAUUACAUUCCUAAUAAGAACAUCAGUAAUGAGGAGUCAAUAUUAGGAUGGAAAGGCAAUCUAUCAGGGGCACAACAUGUACCAACUAAAUGUAAGCACGUUGGUAUGAAAUUUUGGGAACUUUGUGAAAGUGCUAUGGGCUAUAUUUAGAACUUUUUCAUUUAUGGGGGUGCAGACAUACCAUACAAUGAAAAAUAUAUGGGUCUUCCUGUGUCUCCUAGAAUUGUUUUCACUCUCAUAAACCCCUCUUUUAGGGAAGGGAUAUUGUUUGUUAAUGGGCAAUUUUUUUUACAAGUUUAGAAUUAGCAGAUGCACUUGAUAAAGACUCAGAUUGCAUUGGAACAUUGAAAAUGUGUACUAAAUAGAAAGGGUGGUCUUAAAACAACAAAAGAAACUAAAUUGAAAAAAGGUGAAAAAAUAGUUGUAUAUCAGAAUAAAUCAAUGGUACUGAGAAGGCUAAGUAGGAUGUAACUGUUCUGAGCAUAUUGCAUGAUAAUUCUAUGAAGAAAGUGAUGACUAGGCAAGGGAUGGAUGUAGUAAAACCAAAAGCAGUGCUAGAUUAUAAUUUACAAAUUCACAAUCUAUCAGGUAGUCUUUUAUGUAAUUUUUCAGCAGCACGAAACAGGCUGAAGAAAUAUUAUUAAGUUUUUAGUCAUAUGUUAGACAUGUUAGUACUAAAUUCUUAUAUAACCUACAUGGUCCUUGGUGGGAAGAUGAUAAAAUGUGAGUCUAUAUUGAGGCUAAAAAAAAAAAAAUUAUAACAGUAUAUGCAGGAUAACUGCCUGGUCAAGCUGUUGCAAUAAGUAGACCCCCAUGUCUUUUAGCAAAACCCUCUUGACUAUUUGGUGGACAUUUUCCUGACUAUUGUCCUCCUAUCCUCCUAAGGAAAGGCCUCUUAGAUCUUGUGCUCAGUGCUGAAAAAACAACAAAAGAAAGUAAAGCUCAUACUACUGUAAAGACUGCGAAGUUGUUUUGUGUGUGGCUGCAUGUUUCAGGGAAUGGCAUACAAAAGAAUAAUCUUUAUCUCUUUUGUUUCAUGCAUGUAAUCUUUGGGAAAUAGAAAUGCAAAAUAGA